Molecule: messenger RNA, 4207 nt
Organism: Pseudophryne corroboree (corroboree frog)
Lineage: Eukaryota; Metazoa; Chordata; Amphibia; Anura; Myobatrachidae
Gene: ACO1
Product: aconitase 1
Exons: 21
Coding region: 199-2880 (893 amino acids)
Biological process (GO): tricarboxylic acid cycle; citrate metabolic process
Cellular component (GO): mitochondrion; cytosol
Molecular function (GO): aconitate hydratase activity; 4 iron, 4 sulfur cluster binding; iron-responsive element binding
Source: RefSeq, a predicted model, not a curated record
AAACUUUAUUAGACAUUGAGCAAUAUAGCUCUGUAUGUCUCUGUAAUCCUUACUACUGCUGCUGCAGUGCUCGGGGGUCAGAGGGCGGGUCUGGAAGAUCACUCACACCACAGCCGGCCUGUGCUCCUUUUUAUAUCUACAUAGCUGUAUAGGAGCAGCACCCAGCACUCAGCACUGUCAGGUCUUGAAAAAAGAAUUAUGAGCAACCCAUUCGAGCAGUUAGUAGAGCCACUUGAUCCUGCUGAACCAGACAAGAAGUAUUUCAAUCUCCACAAGUUAAAUGAUGCAAGAUAUGCCCGUUUGCCAUUCUCCAUUCGAGUCCUCCUUGAGUCAGCCAUCAGGAACUGUGAUGAAUUUCUAGUAAAACGGAAGGAUGUUGAGAACAUCUUAAACUGGAAAGUCACUCAGCAUGAGACUGUUGAAGUACCGUUUCGUCCAGCAAGAGUUAUCCUGCAGGACUUCACAGGCGUCCCUGCAGUGGUGGAUUUUGCAGCCAUGCGAGAUGCAGUCAAGCGGUUGGGAGGUGAUCCAGAAAAGAUAAACCCUGUGUGCCCUGCAGAUUUGGUGAUUGAUCACUCUAUCCAAGUGGAUUUUAACAGGAGAGAUGACAGCUUACAAAAGAAUCAGGAGUUGGAGUUUGAAAGGAACAGAGAGCGAUUUGAGUUUCUGAAGUGGGGUUCCCAGGCAUUUCAGAACAUGAGGAUCAUUCCGCCAGGCUCUGGCAUUAUUCAUCAAGUUAACCUGGAGUAUUUGGCCAGAGUAGUCUUUUACCAGGAUGGGUUCUACUAUCCUGAUAGCCUUGUUGGGACAGACUCGCACACUACUAUGAUCGAUGGUCUUGGAGUACUUGGUUGGGGUGUCGGCGGCAUUGAAGCUGAGGCAGUUAUGCUUGGCCAACCAAUCAGCAUGGUUCUUCCUGAAGUAAUUGGAUAUAAACUGAUUGGGAACCCUCACCAUUUAGUAACCUCUACAGACAUUGUACUCACAGUAACAAAGCACCUCCGUCAAGUUGGUGUGGUGGGAAAAUUUGUGGAAUUCUUUGGCCCGGGUGUCGCACAACUCUCUAUUGCGGACAGGGCUACUAUAGCCAAUAUGUGUCCUGAGUAUGGAGCCACGGCAGCCUUUUUCCCUGUUGAUGUCGUCAGCGUGCAGUAUCUGCAACAAACAGGUCGCGAUGAAGAUAAAGUGAAAUACAUUCAGAAGUACUUGCAGGCUGCUGGCUUAUUCAGGGACUUCAACAAUACAGACCAAGACCCAGAUUUCACCCAGGUGGUGGAGUUGGACCUCAGCACUGUGGUGCCAUGUUGUAGUGGACCGAAGAGGCCUCAGGAUAAAGUAGCUGUUUCUGACAUGAAAAUAGACUUUGAGCAUUCCCUUGGAGCAAAGCAAGGGUUUAAAGGCUUCCAGAUUCCUCAAGGACACCAUAAUGACAAAGUGAAAUUCUCCUACGAUGACGCUGAUUAUGAGCUCUCACAUGGCUCCGUGGUUAUAGCUGCUAUCACUAGUUGCACCAACACCAGUAACCCUUCUGUUAUGCUGGGUGCAGGGCUAUUAGCCAAAAAUGCUGUAGAAGCUGGAUUGACCGUGAAACCUUAUAUCAAGACAAGCCUAUCUCCUGGCAGUGGUGUAGUGACUUACUACCUCCGAGAUAGCGGUGUUAUGCCUUACCUUUCCAAGCUUGGCUUUGAUGUUGUAGGAUAUGGUUGCAUGACUUGUAUUGGGAACAGUGGCCCCUUGCCUGAAAGUGUUGUGGAAGCUAUUACUCAGGGAGACCUAGUUGCUGUAGGGGUGUUAUCUGGUAACAGAAAUUUUGAAGGCCGUGUUCAUCCAAACACACGCGCAAACUACUUAGCCUCUCCACCUCUUGUCAUUGCCUAUGCUAUAGCUGGGACCAUCGGAAUUGACUUUGAGAAGGAACCUUUAGGUAUUAAUGCAGAUGGUAAACCAGUGUUCCUAAGAGACAUAUGGCCCAUGAGGGAUGAAAUACAGGCUGUAGAGCGCAAAUAUGUUAUCCCGGGAAUGUUCAAAGAGGUAUAUGAAAAAAUUGAGAAAGUCAAUGAGAGCUGGAAUAAUUUGAAAGCACCUGCUGAUCAGUUAUACCCCUGGGAUCCCAACUCAACCUACAUAAAAUCUCCACCUUUCUUUGACAACUUGACAAUGGAACUCGUUCCCCCUAAACCAAUCACUGAUGCCUUUGUUCUCCUAAACCUGGGCGACUCUGUAACUACAGACCACAUUUCUCCUGCUGGGAACAUUGCAAGAAACAGCCCAGCAGCUCGCUAUCUGACCAGCAGAAACUUAACACCAAGAGAAUUUAAUUCUUACGGAUCACGCAGAGGUAAUGAUGCUAUAAUGGCAAGAGGAACCUUUGCCAACAUCCGUCUGUUCAACAAGUUCAUCAACAGGCAGGCCCCAUUAACCAUACACUUUCCUUCCAAUGAAACACUUGAUAUUUUUGAUGCAGCUGAAAAAUACCAGCAAGCUGGCCACAAUUUAAUCAUCGUUACUGGCAAGGAAUAUGGAUCUGGGAGCUCCAGAGACUGGGCUGCAAAAGGACCCUUCUUACAGGGAAUUAAGGCUGUCCUCGCUGAGAGCUAUGAGCGUAUUCACCGCAGUAACCUUGUAGGAAUGGGGAUAAUCCCCCUGCAGUAUUUGCCAGGAGAAACCGCAGAGGCAUUGGGGCUCACUGGGAAAGAGUGUUACACCAUUCUCAUCCCUGAAGAUAAAGAUCUCAAACCAGGCAUGAAUGUCCAGAUAAAGCUGGAUACCGGAAAGACUUUUGAAGCCAUCAUGAGAUUUGACACGGAUGUUGAGCUCACUUAUUACCGCAAUGGAGGCAUCUUGAACUACAUGAUCCGUAAAAUGGCCAACUGUAGUUAAAAGAUAAAAAGAUCCAGUAUAUGUCCAAUGGCUAGGAAGUGUGCCGAUCAAACACGUUCUCAGCUGUUCUCAACCUGUCUGCAUCAUUACAAUGUGGGACAUGCAUCUGCAGUAGCCAGGAUCUGCCACUAGAGGUCUGCUUUAGGUUGCACUAUGUUGAAUGUCUCUUUAACUGGAAGUAGGAAAUGCAUACAUUGCCAUUUAUCUGCAGGUUUCCCGCAUAGCAGUGACUGAAGAUGCAUUUGUGAUCAGAUAAAAAGACCUAAUUCAACUUUAAUAAUUAGACACAUUUUCAGAGACAACAGAAGUUUUCCAUUAAAAGAUUCAUUUUACCAGCCGCACCAUUACGACUCAGCUAUAGCCAUUGGUCUGGAUUAGUUCUGCACUUCAUGUGCUCCACAUAUGGAUAUGCUGCCUAAUAGAAGUCCUGUAAGAAUGCAGAUAGCAGGGCCUUCCUCCAGCCAUGCUGUAGUGAUACAAGCGUACGUGAAUGGGAAGGGCUGAUGCUGCACUAGCAUGCUUGUUCCACUUAGCUAAAGCCAGGCCACUCCAUCUACUGCUAUGCUAGGAAGCUGGUACGUUGUCAUGGGGUCGAUCCUAUUCGCUGUAAAUUGCAGUUGCAAACCAAUCUCAUCCCAUAAGAUCAUCCCCAUCUUGACUCAGUUACUAGUUUUCCUUAUUGCUGGUAGUGGACAUCAUUUAUUGGGGUCUAUUCAUGAAGCAGUGAACAAAGUGGUGAAGUUGCCCAUGGCAACCAAUCAGUGUUGAGGUAAGAUUUAUAAAGUGCAGUCUAUAAAAUUAUACGUAGCAGCUGAUUGGUUGCCAUGGGCAACUUCUCCACUGACUCACUUCCACACUUUUCACUGCUUCGUAAAUAGACCCCUAAGACCUUUUAGACCGUAGUGCUCAUUUACUAACAUUACAUUGACAGCAAUAUUUGUAUUUACCUAAAGCAAUUAGUUGUCUUUUGCCUGUCUACUGUAAGAUAGAAGUGACUGUCUUGUUGCGUGGAUUCAGAGCACCUUAAUGCAUUGUUAUCAAAUGAGCCUUAUUGUGUAAGCAGCGUCAUGUGCCAUUAAUGUUCAGACAGAACAAUUACAGCGUGCUGAAGUGACCACGGUAGAGCUUAUCCUAAGGCUGAAAGCCAUUACUCAAUGAACAAGGCCUAAAUCUUUAAAUUCUACUUGAAAAUGAAUGAUAGAGCGAACAUUUUGAGAUUACUUUUCUAUACACCAACUGCAUAUUUUCCCUUUAUGUUUGUUUUUUCUGUUGUCAUCCAAAAUAAUUUGUUUAGAAUUAACAAAAGAAAUAAAUAUAUUUAAAAGUU